Phycomyces blakesleeanus NRRL 1555(-) is the source of this 1329-nucleotide messenger RNA. RefSeq lists its product as hypothetical. The record is from RefSeq and is a predicted model, not a curated record. The transcript has 7 exons. Bases 1 to 1329 code for a protein of 442 amino acids. NCBI's taxonomy places the organism in Eukaryota, Fungi, Mucoromycota, Mucoromycetes, Mucorales, Phycomycetaceae.
AUGCCUAUAAAAUACGAAGAAAAUAACAUAAGCUUCAAAAAUUAUAAGCACAUUUGGCAAAAUAGAAUAUUCGCGGUGGCAGAAAAGUAUAACAUACUUUUGAUAAAGAAAACCCAAAGCUGGGAAGAGAUUGAAGAUGCUGUGUGCAAAAAAUCAAAACAAUCAACUUCGAUUGAAAGUAGUAGUCAAUCUACAGCCAGCCACGAUUCUUCUUCGUCAAACUUGUCCUACAAGCUCACUAAGCAUGACAAGGACUACAUUAAAGAAAUAUAUGAAGGGUUAAAUUCUCAAAAAAUGUGGACCUUGUCUACAGGAACAGUCGUUGAGAUGAAGAUGGCAGAACUUGCCAAAGAGUGUGUGUACGAGCACCCAUGUCAUUCAUUAAUACUAGACACUGACGAUGAAACUUGGGGUGGAUACUUCACCCAAGAGGAGCUGGAAGAGAUUCAAGCUCAUAAAGCAAAACCAUUAAAGCCAGUACCAAGUGAAUUAUUCGAGUACUUGAAUAAUAUCACUCAAGAUGAGAAUAUCGAGACUAUGCAUGAAAGGAUAGCCAGAACAUAUUACAGCCCAAAGAAAAAUUCAUCUUGUUACUGGGCACAAAAAUCUUUGUUAGAUGGUCUGGAUCUACAUAUGUCAGGCUUUUUUAAGUCUUUUAUAGAGCACAGUGAAAGAGACUAUUUAAGUCGGGUCUGGAGACUGGUUCUCACUGUGUUCGACAGCUCAGUAAUAACAGCAAGAGAGGAGAUCUGUAGCAAGGCAUCCUCUUUUGAAUCAAAUAGAGGCCAACAAAUUGCAUCGGUCACAAAUAUCGGGAGAAAGAAAUCCGCCAAACGACCUGACCAUAUAUUUAGAUAUGGUUCAUUUGAACUUGGAAUUUCUGAGGCAGCCAAAGUCAGUGAUGAGAAUGGCGAUAAGGAUAUAAAAGAUAGUCGCAUCAAAGCACCAAAAUUGAUGAAGGAUUUAAUGCAAAAAAUCCUUGAGAAUAAGCCAGGGCUAAUAAACACAUUAAGAAUACCAAGCAUAAUUAUGAGUGGACUUGAUAUAAAGAUGUUUAUACUGGAUAUUCCAGAAGGAUAUGUCUCAAGAAUAACAAGAACAGAGACAUAUUCAUAUCCUAGUGAAUAUAUGUCGUUUGUAUCAGAAAUAAGGUCUUGCUUAGAGCUCGCGUGGUUGGCAAGAGGUAUUAUGGAAGAAACCGUCGAGGCUUUGACGAGUGUCACUAGAACUACCAUUGUCAUAAAAAGGAAAAAAGAUUUUUCUUUGCCUCCAAAUUUCAAAUCAACAAAAAAGAAAAUCACAGGAUUACUCACUUUACCUCCCUCUUAA